Molecule: messenger RNA, 2945 nt
Organism: Chelonoidis abingdonii (Abingdon island giant tortoise)
Lineage: Eukaryota; Metazoa; Chordata; Testudines; Testudinidae
Gene: GIPC3
Product: GIPC PDZ domain containing family member 3
Molecular function (GO): protein binding
Source: RefSeq, a predicted model, not a curated record
UGUGUCUAGCUUAACUAACCCUCUUUCAGAGGUGAAUGACAAUGUUUGUGAAGGGCUUUGAAGAGGAGCAUCCCAGAGGCUGGAAAGUUUGUGGCUAAAGCCCAGGACUGGGAAUUGGCAGAUCUGGGCCCCUCCUUGGCUGUGCCACAGACAUCUGUGUGACCUUGGGCAAGACACAAGACUUGAUUAGAGACCUGGCUGCUGCACAAGAUCAGGGUGAGGGAAGUGGUGUGUUUAUGAGCAGCAUGUGAUUCUAGAGCAGAUACUGCAGGGGCAAGUGUCCCUUUGGACACAGUUCCAUAGAGCUUCAAAAUGUCUCAGAACCAGUGACCAGCACCCAGUUCAGCCACCGCUGUUCACAGGAGUUCGCUCCUGCAGUAGUUCCAUGCUCCUCGAGUGGCUUAGGCCUCGCACUCGCACUUUGCAUGUGAGGAAACUGGAGAACCUACCCUGGCAGGCAGGGACCCCAUCUAAGUGGCUGUCCUGGUGAUGCAACACAAAUGUCCCCUUGGGGCAAUGGAUGGGAGUCUCCAUAAUUCCAAAUCAAUGUGACUCAACUCACAUGGCAGAAGAGCCUUUUUAUUUUCUCCCAAACUCCUCCUAGGAUCUGAAAGUCAAGCUGGGUUUCCCUGCCUCCUUCAUUAGCCACAGCAAUGCUGGGUGUGCAGUAGGACCCUGGCUGUCCCUUUUGCUGGUGCACAAGAUGGAACAGAAUCCUCCUAGCAGCCAGGCAGUUCCUGCAGGGCUAAGGACUUGCUAGUUUCAGCCAAGGCAGCAGGUCUGGCAUGAAGACAUAAGAGCGCAGCCAUGUGAAAUAUUUGCCUUAUCAUUAAAAUCCCCCCCCACCAAACUCAAAGUUCUUGUUUAGAUUUCCUUGGUCUGGGUUUUGCAAAGAGCUCAGCUGCUGCUCUCCCAUCCGAGAGAAAACCCCAGCGCUGGACUGGAGACACUGCCUUCUAAUGCAGAUAACUUCCACGCUGCUCCUGCUAACACUGGCCAGGGGUCAGGGGCACCCUCCAGGGGCUGGUCCCUGUAAGAGGCUUAUGAGUCUGCUACUGCCUCUGGCCUGGCCUGGCCCUGGAGCACCAGGAGUGGAGGCUGCUUUGGCGCUUAGCACUGCCUGUGCAUUUCCUGGCCAGAGGGGUUUGAACAGCUGCCCGUCUCCGGGCCUCAGGCGCAGUGCCCCUGGCCAGGGGAAGUAUGUCACCCCUGGGAACCUAGCAUGGUCCUUUGUUCCCCUCCAGGUGUGUAACUGCUGCUGCCUUGCAGUGACCAGCGCCCAGGUGCCAAAAGCUUGUGCACAUACAUCCCCAAAUUGCUGCUUCAAUCCCUGGCAGUGGCCCAUUGUAAGUGCUUCAGAAGGUGCUGUUUUUAUAGGGUCUCUCUCCUGAUGGUAAACACACUCUGGCUGUGAGCUGGAGGCUGCAGUGGUGGAACAGCCAAAUCCCUGUUUCCCCUCGUAACCCCUCGGCACAGCUGCUCUUCCCGGGGGGUUGCUUGCUGGUUCUUCCCACCCCUCAGGUCCCUGCAGCUUGGAGCCCUGCCUCAUGGAGGGGAGCUCAUCUGACACUCCUCGAAUUACCUGCGCUCCGGGGAUCAGAUUCGCUGGGCUGGGAGCUGGAGCCAUCUAUAAUUCAGUGGGGGCAGCUGCCAUUGUGGCCCUGAAAGCAGGGCAGCAGGAUGCUGCGGAGAUCAGGCCGGCGAAGCAAGAAGGCUGGCGAGGAGGAGGAGAAGCCCAUGGAGAACGGGGUAUCUCCGGAGCAGGGGGCCACAGAGGUGUCACCUGAAGUGGGGAGAACCGGGGAUGGUGCCCCCAUUGCCUGCUCACAGCCAUCCCCGCGGGUCCGGCCCAGGCUGGUCUUCCACACGCAGCUUGCCCAUGGCAGCCCCACGGGCAAGAUCGAGGGCUUCACCAAUGUGAAGGAGCUGUACGCCAAAAUCGCUGAGGUCUUCGACAUCUCUCCCACUGAGAUCCUCUUCUGCACCCUCAACACCCACAAGGUGGACAUGCAGAAGCUGCUGGGGGGCCAGAUUGGCCUGGAGGAUUUCAUCUUCGCACAUGUGCGGGGCGAGACCAAGGAGGUGGAGGUGACCAAGACGGAGGAUGCGCUGGGGCUGACCAUCACUGACAACGGGGCAGGCUAUGCCUUCAUCAAGAGGAUCAAGGACGGAAGCAUCAUGAACCAUGUCCAGACCGUGCGUGUGGGCGACAGCAUCGAGGCCAUCAACGACCAGAGCAUCGUGGGCUGCCGCCACUAUGAAGUUGCCAAGAUGCUGCGGGAGCUGCCCAGGGCCCGGCCCUUCACCCUGCGGCUAGUGCAGCCCAAACGGGCCUUUGAUAUGAUCGGGCAGAGGACCAAGAGCAGCAAGUGCCUGGGUGAGGGCAAGGUGGCCAGCGGCAAGGAGACCCUGCGCCUGCGUGCCUGCGGCACUGCCAGCCUGGAGGAGCUGCCCAGCCCCUGGGAGGAGGCGGCUGCCCGGAGCGUGGACGACCUGCUGGAGAGCUACAUGGGCAUCCGGGACGUGGAGUUGGCCUCAACGAUGGUGGAGGUGGCCCGGGAGUGCUUGAGCCCUGCGGACUUUACCAAGAGCCUGGACUCGGUGCUGGGCGAGUUCGCAUUCCCGGGCGAGUUCAUGGCUGAGGUCUGGGCCGCCAUCAGCGGAGCCAAGGGGGGCAGGAAAUAGGGGGCGCAGAGCACUUGGCCUGUGACAUCUGCCCCCCGGCAAUGUGCUCCCUCCUGCCCCAGCUGCAGCCCCCGUCCUGCUCUGGGGGAGAGCCCUGCGGUGCCUGGGCCCAGCUCCUGCCCCACACCGAGCUGGGCAAGGGCUGGCGAGGGCCCCUCCAAGGAACCCAGGCCCUAGUUAGAUGGGGUGGUGGGCCCGGGGGGGGCUAGUCCAGGCCGUGGUGCCCAUCCUGGCUAUGAGCCCAAGAGCUGGCAGCUCCU